AUGGCUAAAGUUAUAAGAAAUCAAUGGGUGUACAAAAAAACUGGGCACUGGUAUCGGUAUCUUCCGCGCAGAAAUGAUACCUCAAAAGAAUUCGAUUAUGAAAAGCAAAUGGCCGGGCCAGAGCAUUUUCCUGAAAAGAUGGAAGGCAAACCACCGAAACUUUGGUUGGUGUGGAUCUAUAGAAAUUACUCGACAGAUUCGGCAUAUAUCAAAAAAAAAAUUGAAAAAUUAUUUGGUAUAGAUGCUGAACCUGGUAAAAUGUUUAUUUUCAAAAAUACUGCUUCACAAAAUGCAGAGUUAUGGCCUUUAAAGCACAUCAUUGAAGUACGCGCACUUUCUUUUCCGAAUGGCGAACCAACAAUUGAUGAUGUGAACGCUUUGGAAGUCUUUCCAGAUGGAAGAUGUGUAGUUGAUAAGCAUUUAGCUUGUGAACCAUCUCGGUUGAAUGUGGUGGACUCGCAGAAGCAGAUGAGUAGCAGCUAUCUGUGUUCACGACUAAGAAGUCGAUAUAAUAAAUGUCAGGAUAUAUUUGAAACAAAUGUUUAUACAGCGAAGAAUGUCACAUUAAUUGAGUGA
Molecule: messenger RNA, 576 nt
Organism: Cercopithifilaria johnstoni
Lineage: Eukaryota; Metazoa; Nematoda; Chromadorea; Rhabditida; Onchocercidae
Source: the annotation of a GenBank genome assembly